GACCGCCACGUCGUUCCCGUUGCUGUCGCGUGCGAACGAGAGGCGCGAGGAUCACGAAGGCGGCUCGUGUCAAGUCAGUCAGUCGUGCCAGUGCCCCCCGAUGCGGUGGUGCGACGCGCGCUGAGCGCUUCCCUCGAUGCGGCGUGCUGCGGCGGGCUCGAGGUGCAACGCAACACGGUGGUGGUGUUCCCUGUUGGCGCAGUAACCCGCCCGCGGAAUCCGGCGGUCACGUCAAGUGCCUUUUCUGUCAUUAGCGCCUUCGUUAAGAUUUGGCUAAGAUGUUUCAGAGAGACGGAGUGAGACUGAGACAGCGAGACACGGGGAAGAGAGCGUCGGUUGAGCUGCCUUACGAGAACAGAAUCGCAGGAUCGAGAAAGCAAGACGUACUGCCAAACGACACCCAGCACCUCCUCUUCGUCCUCACGUACUUUCUCUUUGUGUCCUUUGUCAUAAUCGUCCUGGAGAGGAAUCUGCCCGAGCCGAUUACCACUGACAACGAGGGACAGCAUCCGGGCAGAUUCGUCGCCGAGCGAGCUCGCAAUCACGUUGUGAAUCUCACGUCCAUCGGGCCUCGUAUUGCUGGCAGCUACGAGAACGAGGUGCUGGCUGUCAAGUUUCUCACGACAACGAUCGACAAUGUGAUGAGGACGGCGCACGAGAAUCAUCGGAUUCUCUUAAACAUCACAAAGCAUAGCGGCGCAUUUUCACUUAAAUUUCUCGACGGCAUGACCAAUGUUUACCGAAACGUACAGAACGUCAUUGUCAAAGUCGGACCUCACAGGCCUACGAGACACAGCUUGCUGCUUAAUUGCCAUUUUGAUUCAUUUUUAGAGAGCCCAGGUGGUUCUGACGAUGGCGCUGGUUGUGCCGUAAUGUUAGAGAUUUUACGGAUAAUAACUCAGAGUUCAAAAAUAUUGAAGCACAGCAUUAUUUUUUUAUUCAAUGGAGCGGAAGAGAACAUAUUGCAGGCGUCUCAUGGUUUCAUAACGCAACACCCUUGGGCAAAAGACAUAAGAACGUUUAUAAAUCUGGAGGCGUGCGGUGCCGGUGGUCGCGAAUUGCUGUUUCAAGCUGGACCUCAUAAUCCCUGGAUUCUUGAAGUUUAUGCCAAAUCCGUACCAUAUCCUUACGCAUCAUCACUGGCUCAGGAAAUAUUUGAGAGUGGUAUAGUACCUGGUGACACAGACUUUCGGAUAUUUAGAGAUUUUGGAAAGGUUUCUGGUUUGGACUUUGCAUGGUCAAAAAAUGGUUACGUAUACCACACUAGAUUCGACAACGUCGAUCAGAUACCGUUGGGAGCUCUGCAGAGAACCGGCGAUAAUAUUCUCGCAUUGACCCAAGGAAUAAUAUUUGGAGACUAUUUAUCAGAUGCGGAUGCGCAAGAAGUACGGAAUAGUCCCGUGUUCUUUGACUUCUUGGGCGCAUUUGUUAUCAGAUGGCCACAGUACAUUGCCAGUACAGUUAAUAUCGCCAGUAUAAUUAUAGCCGGAUACUCUAUCCAUUUGAAUAUGCAGAGUGCACGUAGAAAUGUUAAGAGAUGGAUGUACGUGAGACAUUUGCUGAUAUGCAUUAUGGCGAUUGUGAUCUCGUGGUUGGUGUCUUUGUUCUCUUGUACUUUAAUCGCCCUGGUCCUCACCAAGCUAGGAAAAGUGAUGAGCUGGUACGCAAGACCAGCGUGGCUGUUUUUCCUGUACGUUUGUCCAACUAUUUUUGUGUCGAUGAUUGUGUUCUUACAAGUGGGUUCGAGGCAGAAGAAAGAUGUUGAUUCUGCAUGGAUUUUGUAUCACAUGUACUGUGACGCGUAUUCUCUGAUAUGGAUGUCGAUUCUCUUCGUAUGCGUGUUAUUUGGAAUACGAUCGGGCUUUAUACCGCUCCAUUGGGUUUUAUUCCCAGCAAUUGGAAAUAUCAUGCGACACAAUUUCUUUACCAAAUGGAGAGAUUGGAAAUGGCUUUGUUACCAAUUGGGGUCGUUAAGUUUGUCUUAUAUACAGUCGUUUUAUUUAGCGCUCGGUGCUCUCUAUCUCUUCAUCCCUAUAAUGGGACGAUCCGGUGGCAGUAUUAAUUCCGAAGUUGUAAUAGCUAACAUGCUGUCAAUAUUGUUCUGUCAACUGUUUUGCUUUACGUUGCCAAUUGUGCUUCUAAUAAAGAAUGCAGAACGAAUUAUAAGUGUGAUUGUCGGAAUUUUCUUAAUUGCUAUUGCUGUGUUAAUUCUAACACCACUUGGAUUUCCUUAUAGUGGUGAUCCGCUGUCGCCCGCUCCACAACGAUUUAUGAUCGCGCAUAGUCAACGCCAGUAUUAUAAUGCAGAUGGUAGUGAGAGAUAUUCCGGUACUGGAUACUGGUUAGUGGAUUUAGAUAUGAAUAGUCCUCAGAGCAUAGAAUCAAUAGUACCUGAAGUAGACGCCGCGACACUGUCAGUCAGGGAUUGCGAGAAGGAAUUAUAUUGCGGUUUUCCCUACUUAAUGCCAGUCACUACUUUCUUGUGGAAAACUACCUGGAUACCUGGACCUGCUCCUCUCAUAAGCAUUCCUACAAAUCUCGAAUUAAUUUCAAAGACUACGAAACAGAACAUCGUUAAUUUCACUUUUAACGUUACAGGUCCCGAUCACAUAAGUAUAAUUUUGUCUCCGUACAAAGGUGUUCAUUUAGGAAAAUGGUCUGUACUCGAUGAGAAACCAUUGCGAGGCCCAAUGUGGAACGACAGAGAGACUUACUUUAUUUAUUAUGCGUGUACCUCAGACUGCGUGCCAUAUACAUUUUCUAUCGAACUGAACGUGCCUGCAGUGCAGAAAGGACCGUACUUGUCCAUCGCACUAAUCGGACAUUUCUUACACGGCGAACACCAAAGAUCUCUAAGAUUUAAGAAGUUUCUGGCGCAGUUUCCGUCGUGGACUGUUAUCGCUCCCUGGACGGCGUCAUACAAGUCGUGGGAGUUGUAAUGAGGACAGAUAGAGGCAGGACAAUUGGCGCACUAGAACGUGACUAGAACUAAAGCAAUAUUGUCCUACGGUGGAGAUCAUUUCUCGCAAAUUAACGGCAACCUAAUAAAACGGCAAUCUAAUAAAACGGCACUACGGCAUGCGACGGAAACCUAAUGCCAUAGCGAUAUAAUAUCGCUUAGACUUAACCUUCAACAUUUCCUAGAAUAUUACGAUUUGAGAGGUAUCGAGAAAUGUUAAAUGCGAUAGAGAAUGGAACGGAGAAAGACGUUGCCAUUCUGAGUUUAUAUAUGAAUUUUUUACUUGCAUGUUAUCGUUAAUAGAGACGAUGUCGAAAUUAGCCUAAGACGUUGAUUCAAAUUCAAAUUAUAUAAAGAGAUAUCUUAUCUAAAAAUCAUUUAGAGAGAUAAUAUAUUUGCCUGGACGCUUUCGAAAGUGAUAACUAUGUGAUUAUUUUUUCGUGGAAGCAUAUGAUGAUAUGCAUAUCAUAAGCUUUAGACUGAUUCCAUUACCUUUCAAUUUUAUAAUUUUCACGAAGAACAAAUGUCGAUAAGAGAAUAUUUCGUCACACAAAAUUUAAAACUUGAAUUAUGUAUAUGAUAUAUAGAAACUGUGAUUGCAUGACGUACGCUCUCUUAGUACGCUUCAAAUUUGCUGAUAUCAAAGUAUCAGUACUAGUUCAAAUUACCGUCUCAAGCGAGAUGACUAGAUCAAUAAUCGCAUGAUUAGCGCACACACACACACACACACACACACAUACACACACGUAUAUUAGUGUGUAUUAUUGAACAUAUUUUACAAAAGUUACGCAAGUGCUGUCUAAAAUAUUUCUAGACUAUUUCAUGCUUUAAUAUCUUGUAGCAGAAAAGCAUAAUUGGAUUUUUUGGACGGUCAGAUGUGAAAUUUUAGGUGAUAUCGUGAUUUUUUUAUAGAAAAAAUCUAUAACGUUUAUCGUUUGCUCCGAAAACGCUCCGAUAAAAAAUAAUUCAUAAUAAUUCAAACAAAAUAAUUAAAAAAUAAAAUUAAGAUAAUUUAGUUUAUCUUCCUUUUUUCUGCAAGUAAAGUUUGGACGUUACACCAAUUGGAUAUAUCUGCUUGCACAAUUAAGUGAGAGAGUCUGCGAUUUAAUCACUAUUAUUCGGUACAAAGUACAGAUUUGAUGCUGUCGCUCACGCACCGUACUCGCUUCAUAAUAGACAGUAUAAGUGACAGCACAUGCGAAUAGUGUUCUAUAUUUAUAUCGCGAUACUUUAGAUAUCGCGACGAACAAAAAAUCGCUUGAGGGACAAGAUAAUCAAAAAUACGCAUUUUUAAGAAAUUUUAUAUUUUAAAUAGUAUUAUAAAAAAUAACGAAUUUUAAAUAUACACAGAGACAUACACAUUCACACAUAUGCAGGAUAUCUUAAAUAUGUUGCAUUCUAUUCCUAAGUUUGAGUACCCUAGUUUUAUUAUACCUUGCAUGCAAUGAAUUUGUAUAGUCCCGAUGAAUUGAUAGGACAGGUUGCCACUUGUAUUCUUCAUAAUUACACUCUCUUAAACCAUUCCUCUUUUUUCCCUAACUUUAAGAAAAAAUAAUCCAUUUUUGCAGUAGUGUGUCAAAGAAGUGGAGACUUUAACGUAGAUAUUUCCGAUUUCUUUUAGGAUUCUUUUUUAGUAGCUCGCAGUCUUUCUUACUAUCUCUUAAAAGAUGUUAAGAUGUCAAGCCCUUUAAAUCCUCUGCAUCUUCCCUUUUUUGUGCUUUCUUUUCUCUCAGUAAAAAUAUUGCUUUUCUUUCGUCUACGUAAAAAUAUAUAUUUGAGAAUUAUAAGCUUGUUGGUAUAUGAAAUAUUUUUAUUUCACGAUAACAUACCAACGUUAUUUUGCAUGAAAGCGUCUAUCACAUAUGACAAUUAAGAGUAAUUGUUACUCCGAUUUUCGAACGUGAUCUUAAUAUAUAGUUCCUCUUCUCCAUCUCUUUCACAAUUCGCAAUUGAUAUUAACUUUUUCCACUGAAUAAUCGAGCACCCUCGUUACUUAGUAUAAAAAUCUUGAAUAUCUUGAACUAAAGUUAAUUAACAGAACGUACAGGUUCUAUUUAAAAUAAUAUCGCUUACGUAAUGGUUUUUUUCCACAAGUACAUAUCGCUCAUAGCUUAAUAAACGCCUAUGUCGAAAGGUUGCUUCGCGUAACUUACCGAAUUGUUCACUUUACGAUACUUGACAAAAUAAUGUACGAAAUAUAGUUAUAUUGUGAGACUUUAUCGAAAUGUUUUGCGCAUAGGAAGUUAUAGGAAUAUAGUGACAAAUAAUACAACGUGAUUCGUUAUAAAAAAAAUAGUUUUAUAUAAUAUAUUAUAGUACCGAAAAGAGGUAGUAGCACAGAAUAUACGAUCUUAACGAGAAUUAAACAUUUCUAUUAUAAAGCGUAUUGGAAAAGUUUACGAAAGUUUACGUGAUAUAUUUUUGUAUGCGGUUCAAGUCAUUUUUCUUGUUAUGUUUUUAUCUAAUAUUUACAUUUAAUUUAUAUAAUUAAUGUCCAAUUACUUGUUCGUAUUAGACUGUGACUGUUUUAUCUAAUUUGUUAAUUUGCUUGCAGCAAGUGUUUAAGGUUUACCAAUAAUAACUUUAGUCUCCGUUGCACAAAUUUAUGAUCGCGAUUCUACUUAAUUUUCAUGCACAAAGUUAUAAAUAAUUACUUGACCAUUUUAGUCAUUUUAACCGAAUUACUGACUUGCUUUGUUUUACUUUCUCUCUUUUUAAAAAAAAUUUUUUUAUGUUAUAUAUUUUACCUUUGUAAAGAUAUUUUUAUAUGUUUCAUGGAUUUCUUAGGUGUAUUGUGCCGCGGUAAUCGCCAUUGCGAUAUUACCGUAACGCAAAAGAGACAUAGAAUGCUUGUUAACAGGGUCUUUAUUUUAUUGUUAGGAGUAAAACGAAGUUUCUUGUCUCGUUCUUUGACGUUUCGAUAUUAACGAGUAUAAUCGCGUUUUUGACAUGAAAAAGCGUCUUCUUUCUGCGUUGUAUUGUGAAUCAUGCGAAUAUCUGUACCUCGGUAACUUCGUUUCACACCGAGUACCGGCCAAAGGAAAAAAGAUCCAUCCAUUGCGUGACAAGUGUAGUUGCCUAAUAAUUCGUUUCCGUUAUACUGCGUGCAGGGUAGUACAUUUUAAUGAAGUAAACCACGAAUGACCCGCGUAUUGCGGGAUAUAAUUCACGGAAUGUAACGUUCGAUAAGAUGUAUGUACAUAUUGAUAGUGAUAUAUAUGGAUUGUUUUUUUCCUUGCCAAUUUUUAUUUAUACACAGGCACGGUCCUGCUUGCGUUAAAUUAUCGAUAUGCAUAUAUUGCGACAUUGUUACUUGGCAGUUGUUGUUAUAUGAUUAAGAGACUAUAAAAUAGGAAAUAAAGAAUUAACA
This is a messenger RNA of Monomorium pharaonis (pharaoh ant), 6329 nucleotides long. Its product is annotated as endoplasmic reticulum metallopeptidase 1. Gene Ontology annotation, biological process: proteolysis. The record is from RefSeq and is a predicted model, not a curated record. Lineage: Eukaryota; Metazoa; Arthropoda; Insecta; Hymenoptera; Formicidae. The coding region runs from base 279 to 2939 and encodes 886 amino acids. The transcript has 14 exons. Gene Ontology annotation, molecular function: metalloexopeptidase activity.